Messenger RNA from Spirodela intermedia, 3897 nucleotides. The record is from the annotation of a GenBank genome assembly. NCBI's taxonomy places the organism in Eukaryota, Viridiplantae, Streptophyta, Magnoliopsida, Alismatales, Araceae.
AUGGGGAGCCAGCCGGACUCGGAGAAGAAAUUCAGGUUCUGCAUCGACAGAGGGGGCACAUUCACCGACAUCUACGCGGAGGUCCCCGGAAAGUCAACGGGCCGGGUGAUGAAGCUCCUCUCCGUUGACCCCGCCAACUACGACGACGCCCCCAUCGAGGGCAUCCGCCGCAUUCUCGAGGAGCACACCGGCCAGAAGAUCCCCCGCUCCUCCAAAAUCCCCACCGACAAGAUCGAGUGGAUCCGCAUGGGGACCACCGUCGCCACCAACGCCCUCCUGGAGCGCAAAGGGGAGAGAAUCGCCCUCUGCGUCACCCGCGGUUUCAGACAUCUCCUGCAAAUCGGGAACCAGGCCCGGCCCCACAUCUUUGACCUCACCGUCUCCAAGCCCUCCAACCUCUACGAGGAGGUCGUCGAGGCCGACGAGAGGGUUGACCUCGAUGUUGACCUUGAUGGUGGGUCAACGGCUAUGGCAGUGGAGGAGGGAGUCUCUGGGGAGCUGAUCAGGGUUAGAAAGCCGCUGGACGAGGAGGGCCUGAGGCCGCAGCUGGAGGAGCUGGUGAGGAAGGGGAUCACCUCCCUGGCCGUGGUGCUGCUUCAUUCUUACACGUACCCCAAGCACGAGCUGCAGGUGCAGCGGCUGGCGGCCGCGGCGGGGUUCCGCCACGUGUCGCUGUCCUCGGCGUUGACCCCUAUGAUCCGGGCGGUCCCACGGGGUUUGACCGCCAGUGUGGACGCCUAUCUGACCCCGGUCAUCCGGGAGUACCUUUCGGGUUUCAUGUCCAGGUUCGAGGGCGGCGGCGGGGGAGUCAACGUCCUGUUCAUGCAGUCCGACGGCGGGCUGGCGGCGGAGAGCCGGUUUUCCGGUCACAAGGCGGUGCUUUCCGGUCCCGCCGGCGGCGUUGUCGGUUACUCGCAGACGCUCUUCGGCUCGGAGACGACGAAGCCGCUCAUCGGGUUUGACAUGGGCGGCACCUCCACUGACGUCAGCCGCUAUGCUGGCAGCUACGAGCAGGUGUUGGAGACCCAGAUUGCCGGUGCCGCCAUCCAGGCGCCGCAGCUGGACAUCAGCACGGUGGCGGCGGGCGGCGGGUCAAAGCUCAAGUUCCAGUUCGGGGCCUUCCGGGUGGGGCCCGAAUCCGUGGGGGCCCACCCCGGCCCCGUCUGCUACCGCAAAGGCGGCGCUGACCUGUCGUUGACCGACGCAAACGUCGUCCUCGGGGCCGUCAUCCCCGAUUACUUCCCCUCCAUCUUCGGCCCCGCUGAGGACCAGCCGCUGGACGUGGACGCCGCACGUGAGGAGUUCCAGAAGCUCGCUGAUGAAGUCAACGCCCACCGCCGCAGCCAGGACCACACGGCGGCGCCCAUGACGGCGGAGGAAGUCGCCCUGGGGUUCGUCCACGUCGCCAACGAGGCCAUGUGUCGACCCAUUCGGCAGCUCACGGAGAUGAAGGGCCACGAGACAAGGAACCACGCGCUGGCCUGCUUCGGCGGCGCGGGCCCACAGCACGCCUGCGCCGUCGCCCGCUCCCUCGGAAUGUCCGAAGUCUUCGUCCACCGCUUCUGCGGCAUCCUCAGCGCCUACGGCAUGGGCCUCGCCGACGUCGUAGAAGACCUCCAGGAGCCCUUCGCCGCCGUCUACGGCGGCGCCGCCGCCGCCGAGGCCACCCGCCGGGCGGCGGCGUUGGCCCUCCGCGUGAGGGAGAAGCUCCGCCACCAGGGCUUCGCCGACGAGAACAUCUCCACCGAGACCUUCCUCAACCUCCGCUACGACGGCACCGACACCGCUCUCAUGGUCAAACGCGACGAGGAUGGCGGCGCCGCCGAUAUCGCCGCCGAGUUUGUGGGUCUGUUCGAGAAGGAGUACGGAUUCCGGCUGGAGGAGGAGAGGAGGAUCCUCAUCUGCGACGUGAGGGCCCGAGGAGUCGGUGCCACCACCAUCCUUAAGCCCCGGCAGCUCCCCCCCAACCCUAACCCUAACCCCAACCCUAAACCAGAGGCCCGUUGCAGAGUCUACUUCUCCGGUGGGUGGCAGGAGACACCACUGUUCAAGCUCGAGGCCAUGGCCGCCGGCGACCAGGUGCAAGGCCCGGCGAUCAUCAUGAACGGGAACAGCACCGUGGUCGUGGAGCCCGGUUGCCGGGCGAGCAUCACCAAGUACGGCAACAUCAGGAUCGAGGUGGGCGGCGACGCCAUGGCUCCGCCUGAAGAGCACGGCUCCGCCGCCGCCGCGGAGGAGGUGGUGCAGGUGGCGAUCUUCAACCACAGGUUCAUGGGGAUAGCGGAGCAGAUGGGGAGGACGCUGCAGAGGACCUCCAUCUCCACCAACAUCAAGGAGCGGCUCGACUUCUCGUGCGCCAUCUUCGGCCCCGAGGGCGGGCUGGUGGCGAACGCUCCCCACGUUCCCGUCCACCUCGGCUCCAUGUCCGCCGCCGUCCGCUGGCAGCUCCGCCACUGGGGCGGCGACCUCGCCGCCGGUGACGUCCUCCUCACCAACCACCCCGCCGCCGGCGGCACCCACCUCCCCGACAUCACCGUCAUCACCCCCGUCUUCAACAACAGCGACGAUGGCACUGGCGGCGCCGCUGGCGACGGCGGCGGAGAGAUCCUGUUCUUCGUGGCCAGCAGGGGUCACCACGCGGACAUCGGCGGCAUCACCCCUGGUAGCAUGCCGCCGUCCUCCAAGUUUCUCUGGGAAGAAGGCGCCGCCAUAAAGAGCUUAAAGCUGGUCGAGAAGGGCAUCUUCAGAGAGCACGCCAUCACCGAACUCCUCUGCCACCCUUCCGCCUCCGCCGUCUCCGGCGAGAAGGUCCCCGGCGCGCGGCGGCUGGAGGACAACCUGUCAGAUCUCCGAGCUCAGGUGGCGGCGAACCAGAGAGGGAUCGCGCUCAUCAGAGAGCUCAUCGACCAGUACGGCAUCCGCACUGUUCAGACGUACAUGACGCUGGUACAGGUCAACGCAGAGGCGGCGGUGAGGGAGAUGCUGAAGGCGGUCGCUGCCAAGCUCGGCGGCGGCGCCGCGGCUAACGCCGCCGUGACGGUGGAGGAGGAGGACUUCAUGGACGACGGCUCCGCCAUCCGACUGAAGCUCACCGUUGACCCGGCGGAGGGGUCGGCGAUCUUUGACUUCAGUGGGACCACCGAGGAGGUCUACGGCAACUGGAACGCCCCCGAGGCGGUGACGACGGCGGCGGUGAUCUACUCCCUCCGGUGCCUGGUCAACGCCGACAUCCCCCUCAACCAGGGCUGCCUCUCCCCGGUCAAGAUCCUCAUCCCCGCUGGAUCUUUCCUCUCCCCGAGCGAGAAGGCGGCUGUGGUUGGCGGCAACGUGCUGACUUCUCAGAGGGUCACCGACGUUGUGCUGGCGGCGCUGAGGGCCUGCGCGUGCUCCCAGGGCUGCAUGAACAACCUCACCUUCGGGGACGACUCCUUCGGGUACUACGAGACCAUCGGCGGCGGGGCCGGCGCCGGCCCGGGAUGGGGCGGCGCCGCCGGCGUACAGUGCCACAUGACCAACACGAGGAUCACGGACCCGGAGAUCUUGGAGCAGCGGUACCCGGUGGUGCUCCGAAGAUUCGGGGUGAGGGAGGGGAGCGGCGGCGGUGGGAGGUUCAGGGGAGGCGACGGCCUGGUGAGGGAGAUGGAGUUCCGGCGGCGGGUCGUGGUCAGCAUACUGUCGGAGAGGAGGGUCCACGCUCCCAGAGGAUUAGAGGGCGGCCGCGACGGCGCACGCGGGGUCAACGUGCUGGUGAGGAAGGACGGCCGUCGGCUGUACCUCGGAGGGAAGAACACGGUGGAGGUGGAGCCCGGUGACGUACUCCUUAUCCUCACCCCCGGCGGCGGGGGAUGGGGCCCUCCACCCCCUCCAAAUGCUGCUGCUGCGGCUAAUGCCUCUUAA